CUGAUCCCUUCCCUUCCUCCAAGCUGGAAGUCCCUUGAUGAUGUCAUAUCCUGACUGUGUUGUGGAGCUGUGUCACAGGAGAAACGCUGACAAUGUAACCUUAUACGAGUAACUAGAAGCUUGGUCCAGUUGAUAGUCUGGUCUGGUGAUAUUUCUGGUAUUGAGUAGGCAAGUUCUAAUAAAGUUAACAUGACGUCUGCGUUCUCCUGUUGUAUGGGAUGGUGUGGGGAUUCGGGUUCUGGCCACGUAACCCUGAAGGAGAUGCCAACUGUCCAGUUGGACACCCAUCACAUGGGCACAGAUGUUGUCAUCGUUAAAAGUGGAAGGAGGAUAUGUGGCACUGGUGGUUGUCUGGCCAACGCACCUCUCCAUCAAAAUAAGAGUUAUUUCGAGUUAAAAAUUCAAUCCUCAGGGGUGUGGGGCGUUGGAGUUGCGACUCAGAAAGCAAAUUUAAACCAAGUGCCCAUGGGAAGGGAUGCCCACAGUCUGGUCCUCCGACAUGAUGGCACUAUAUACCACAAUAAUGAGGAGAAAAACAGACUGCCUGCAAACAGUCUGCCACAGGAAGGAGAUAUAGUGGGCAUCACAUAUGAUCACGUGGAAAUGAACAUUUAUCUGAAUGGCAAGAAUAUGAACUGCCCUGCCUCUGGGAUACGAGGGACCGUCUACCCUUUUGUCUUUGUGGAUGACAGUGCAAUCCUUGACUGCCAGUUCAGUGACUUCUAUCACACUCCUCCAACUGGCUUCCAGAAGAUUUUGUUUGAGCAGCAGAUUUUCUAAGUGUUCCAUGUGCAUUGUGUGAGAUUCCAGACCUUUAGUCAAACAUUCUAGAUUACUCCGCUUCAACCCUCUCUGAUCAAGUGUUACGUCAUUCAUCUGGGAAGGUUGGGAUUCCAGGAUAUAAAAGCCAUGUGUUCCAAUGUUGCUUAAUCCAAUCACAAAUUUCCACCACAGGAUCACUCUAACAGCAAAUAUUUUGUUCUUUCUUUCAACACUGGAGCUACUGUGAUUUUAAGACAACCUUCACAGUAUAAGUGUUGCAAAAGGCUGUCUGUUUCCCAAAGACACACACACACACACACAACGGUCUGUCUCUCCCCAAUGAAUGUGUGUGGCACAGUGUUGUUUUGUUUUGAGACAGCAUGAUGUGUUGCAGUUGUUAUGCUCAUGAUGCCUCAUGUGUGACGGGACUUGCAGUAUUAGCUGCUGAUGUCAUCAUCUGUGACGAUGCUUACGACUGGUGUAGUCAAGCAUUCUCCCUGGGUUCUGACACCUACUGUCAAGGGUGAUUAGAAUGGUGGAAAUUGAAGAGAUUAUUUGGCCAACAAAUGUUAACUUUAAGAGGCAAUCAUUGGUGAACAAAAUAAUUUAACUUAAUUGGACCAUCUUUUUGCAAUGUUUGACACACUGCUUUUGAACAGACAAUAUAUGUUGGAUUUGAAGCUGUUAGUGUUAAGAUGUUAAUUUGUUAUAACUGAUGGUCGCUAUUCAGCACAUAAAGGAAUAAUCUUGGAUCAUGUUCAUUAAUCUUUUAAGGUUAAUCUUUCAAUACAGUAUUCUAUGCUUUAUUGGCUCAAUUGUAAGCCAUGUCUGUGUGUUUAGAUCAUACAGAGGUGUUAAACAUGUGCUUUCUGGCACAAAUAUUUGACUGUAUUUCUUGAUAAUGUUUGGUAUGUAAUCAACACUAAAUAUUUAUGUAUUGUAUUGUUACCGUAUAUUUUCUUGGCUUAAUAAACUGUAAAGACUA
Messenger RNA from Alosa sapidissima (American shad), 1747 nucleotides. RefSeq names its product SPRY domain containing 7a (gene spryd7a). The transcript is spliced from 5 exons. Gene Ontology annotation, molecular function: protein binding. Bases 190 to 780 code for a protein of 196 amino acids. The record is from RefSeq and is a predicted model, not a curated record. Lineage: Eukaryota; Metazoa; Chordata; Actinopteri; Clupeiformes; Clupeidae.